Molecule: messenger RNA, 525 nt
Organism: Metarhizium robertsii ARSEF 23
Lineage: Eukaryota; Fungi; Ascomycota; Sordariomycetes; Hypocreales; Clavicipitaceae
Exons: 2
Coding region: 1-525 (174 amino acids)
Source: RefSeq, a predicted model, not a curated record
AUGGUCUCCAACAAGAAACGUCUUUACGUCGCCCUCUAUCCUAGUGGCAUCCUUACAUUUGAGUCCGAGAACAGGUACCAUUGGGGCUUCCUAGUCGGGCCCAAGGUCGAGGAUCAAGACUCGGUCCAAGGUAUGCGCUACCACGUCAAAAAUCCCAUUUCUCGGGGUUGGGUGUACGAGGAAGCGGAGCUACGCGACGUUCGAUCCACCAACAACCUACUCGUCCGCAUCCUCGUCGCCAAGGUCCUGGAUGAGGAGCGCCUCGCAAACAUUCUCCGAGCCGUUCCUAUUGUGCAAAAUGACGCCAACUGGAGGUGUCGCACCUGGAUUGCAAAUGCGGUGGCAGCGGUGAAGCAGGACGGCAGAGCCGUAGGUAGGGCAGUGCUAGAUUGGGGGGAAAUAGAGCGUGUCGCGAGACGGUUUGCUGGCGAGAAGACGGCCGCCGGUCGCUUUAGGGAUGUUAAACUGGCGCUGAAGCCGAAGCCGACAUGGGAUAUGUUGCAAAACAGGGAGACUGUCUCGUAA